This is a messenger RNA of Sycon ciliatum, 4025 nucleotides long. Its product is annotated as calpain-15-like. Gene Ontology annotation, molecular function: calcium-dependent cysteine-type endopeptidase activity. The record is from RefSeq and is a predicted model, not a curated record. Gene Ontology annotation, cellular component: cytoplasm. Lineage: Eukaryota; Metazoa; Porifera; Calcarea; Leucosolenida; Sycettidae. The transcript is spliced from 12 exons. Bases 547 to 3297 code for a protein of 916 amino acids. Gene Ontology annotation, biological process: proteolysis.
CAUUACAGCAUCUGAUGAUCUUAGCAAAAUGAAGAGAAAGGGCUUGAAAUGUUCGAGUUCGAGUGAUACACAGCCACUGUCUUUCCGUGACUCGCUCAGCCAACCACAGCUGGAAUGGAUGUGUGGGAGAGGGGACGAAGUGACCCAUGGCAUCGCUAGCCAUUCUGCAGUUUUGCUGGGUCCGCAACUCUGCUGCUGUAGCGCCCUGGUUCAACCGUUGUAAAUGUUACAGGCCAGGGAGGACAGUCGGGUAUUUCCCACUGAACAACUAACAGCGUUUGCAGGAGGCAGCCGCAGCAGUGCAACCCCAAACAAGCCCGAACAACUAAGUUACUUCUCGUAACAAGAUAAAAUAGCAAGCUACAUCAAGCUAAAUCUCCAGUGCCGCUGCAGUGAUGUUGAUGGAGAAAGUGGUCUAGCGAGCAUCAAUACAGCAUUUGUGCGUUAGUCGAAACGGUGCGCAUUCUGCUCUGAAUUCCAUGACAGAGACUUGAAAAGCAAAAAAAUCGUUGGACACCUGUGCACAUGUGAGCUCACCUACUAAAAAUGAUGCCAGCAGCAGCAGCAGCACAUUUAGUGGCGAACAGUGAAGUUGCGAAAGACAGGAGAGAGCCAAGGCUCAAGAGCAGUGAUGGCCUUUCUUCAGGAGAAGUUUCUCUGGCCAGUGCCAAUGCAAACGCUGCAAAGGCAGCAGAAGCUGAAGGCGCUGGCAGCAGAAUGCCGCCACCGCUAGUAUGGAUGUGCACAGCAUGCAAGCUGGUGCACCCUGCACUGCUCCCACUGUGUGACAACUGCAGGACUGAGCGGGCGGUCGGGAGCAAGCGGCCGCGGGCGGUUGGGCAAGAAGAUGAAACUACCGGCUUGCUAGCGCUACAAACAUCGCCCGCAGUACGCAUGCAAAUGGACGGGCUCCCACCAGCUCCGUCGCCCGAGCCUCUGCUGGAUCGGAUAAAGGCGCUGGUAGCAAGGUUAUCAGCAAGCGAGAUUGAGUCUAAGAGUGGCGGUACGUGUAGCAGCAAAGCAGAAACCAGCCAAGGCAAUAGCGCCAGUGGAGAGACAUCCAGUCUGGCUACUGAGCACACUAAUGGCAGUACACCAACCAAUAGCACAGCGCCGCCGCUCCGGCGAACAGUGAGCACGAGCACGUCAGGCGAGUGGCAGUGUAUGCUGUGCACGCUGGUCAACUCGGCGUCGGCCGUGAGCUGCGCCGCUUGCUCCGUUGCUGCGUCGAUGCCGCCGAUCACUAAUGGACACCGGCAGUUGAGUCGGCGCCGCAGAGGGGUUGAGGGUCCUGCUUCAAGCACAGCCAGCGUGUCUCCGUCAAGAAAUCAUUUGACAUUGUUCAAGCCUGCGGUUUUAAACGGCGAGGACAGCCAGCCCGCUGAUGUCAUAGCCUCGUUUGUCAUUGACAAUUGUAGAUCUAACCGCAGCAAGUUCGUUGACGUCGACUUCCCACCGGCUAUCAAGUCCCUGUAUUUCAAGCCACGUAGCUCUGACCAUCCGUUGGUUGCGUCAUGGCAACGACCUGGUUGUCUUGCCGACCGCCACGAGGAUUCACCGGCGCCGUUCAGCCUGUUCGGCCGUCGUCCUCGCAGGGGCGACUCCGGCUGGGUCGUGUUUCGCUCAACGCCGGAUGCCGGCGACAUUGUCCAGGGUCGUCUUGGUGACUGCUGGAUGCUCUCGGCAUUGUCUGUCCUGUGCCAGAAACCAGAGCUGCUUGAGCACAUUGUUAUCACCAAACAGAUAUGCAAGGAGGGCGUGUACCAGGUUCGCCUGUGCAAGGAUGGCGUUUGGAAGGUGAUAACGGUGGAUGAUAACCUUCCGUGCGAUGCCUACAAGAACCUUGUAUUCUCGUCGAGUCGCCGCCAUCAGCUCUGGGUGCCACUGAUCGAAAAGGCCAUGGCCAAGGUGUUUGGCUGCUACGAAGCCCUGAGCGAAGGUCACAUGAGCGAGGGCCUCUCCAUGCUGACCGGCAAACCAGUGGAGGAGGUACACUUGAAGCUGCAGACGAAUGCAGAUGGCCCUGACCCUGACGAAAACAAUACCAGUUCUGCAUCGUUUCAUGAAGAUCUGACGUGGGCAAAGUUGCUGAGCUUCAAAGCAGCUGGAUUCUUAAUGGGAGCAGGUACUCGCAAUGCUGAUGAGGAUGAGUCUCCAUACACGGCAGAGGAGUACGAGAGUGUCGGGCUGCUGGAUCGGCACGUGUAUUCCAUUGUAGACCUGCGCGACAUUGCGUCGUACAGGCUUGUGCGGCUUCGAAAUCCCUGGGGCCGUGUCAGCUGGGAAGGAGCCUGGAGCGACUCGUCGCCACUCUGGACCCGGGACCUGCGCGAUGAGCUGCUGCCCUACGGAGAGGAUGCCGGCAUAUUCUGGAUGUCUUACGGAGACUUUCAGCGUUACUUCAGUUCUGUGGCCGUGUGCAAGAUCCGCCCCGGCUGGACGGAGGAGCGCGUGUGCGGCGAGUUCCGGCCUCACGGAACCGGUGCGUCGCAGGUGGCGUUCCUAACGGUGACCGAGAAAACCCAGGUGGAGAUUAGUCUGCACCAACGCUCGGGCAGGAGUUGCAAGCAGGACGGAUCGCUGCAGUCGGACUUGCUGCUGCUGGUCGUGUCAUGCGACUCCGAGGGACGCAACCUGCGCGAUUGCACUGCACACUCUCAGCUGUUCCGGCAGAAGCGUGACUUUGUGCGCUGCGAGGCGAUGCUCGAACCUGGCCACUACGUUGUGCUGCCCGUGUCGUUCCUGCACUGGAUCUGGCAUCGGCAGAGAAAUGAAUCGUCCGCGCUGGCACAAGGAGUGCCACCGGUGGCAGAGGAGGAAGACCGGAGGGGACUGUCGUAUUGCAUCACCGUGCAUAGUUCUCGUGCGCUCAAUGUGUGCUCAAAGCCACCGGAUAGCUACAUCCUUGCGGACGCUAUGUGGAUUGUAGCCAAAAGGCUCGGCACGCGUAACGUGGUUUGCGGAGGCACCGUGUUCACUACGCUAAGCAGGGUGAACGGCGGUGGAGUUCUGAAGGUGUUUGAGAACACGACCGAGUGGCCUAUCCAGGUAGAGGUGGAUGCAUCUGACUCCAGGCUUCUGAGCACCCGGUCUUCCCUGCUUACUGCCGAUAUUGUGCCGCCGUUUUUCAGGCAAGUUGUAGCAGUGCUGACAAACUACGCGGAGACUCCGUCUUUCUACACGCCGCGGCUGCAGGCCAGACAGGUUUGGGGGGCGCAGCCCGUGCUAAACGGAGCGCGGGCCGGAAAGGUCGAGCCGAGCCUGCUGGGCCUUCACGCCGCCAGGCCCAUUGGAUGAGCUAGCCGUUGGCAUGCGUGCAGACAUCCGAGGCUUUGUCUGAACACCAGCCACAGUCUUGUGAGUUGAAACUUGAAACAUGAUCAUAUGCUGAUUGCUACUUCGAAGUAUGUGCUAGGAACAUUUCACUAUUCGGCCGGACUAUACCAUUUUAUUGUUAUUUAAGGGGAUUCCCCAAAAGCAGAAGACUAAAUCUAGGCGGGGUCUCCUAGGAUAAUUAGCGCUGUGAUAUACAUAAAAUAUUAUCAUUGUGAUGCGUGGAUAAAUCUGCAGCAAGCCAUCUGUGUAUAGCAGAUGAUGCCAUUGUUGAUUUCGUUGGCCGUGUAUGUGUAUUGCAUGGCGACGACGCUGCGGUUCCAACUGUCACUGCCACUACUUAUACCCUCUAGAAAUGAUUGUGUACUUCCAAAAUAGAAAACUAUACCUGUGUAUCAUCUGGAGCAGGACUUAGCAGAUCAUGUUUAUGCUGCCAUAUCUAGGAUUUUAUUUACUGCUGCUCAGAUCUAUUAUGAUUUACGACAAAUUUCAAUUUCAAUAGGCAAAUGCUCACUCAAGUUGAAGUGCUUACUAGAAUUAUAAAAGUUAUAAUGAUACAAUUAUGAUAUCCCCUUGCCCGAACUAAAAAUGCUUCUCCUCCUCUGGUCAUCUCAAUGUCAGUAUCACUAUCAGGCCGGCAAUUUGUCGACACUUCAAGUGUUAUUUUUGUGAGAAUCAUGUACUGUAAAACA